This is a messenger RNA of Meira miltonrushii, 1224 nucleotides long. RefSeq lists its product as uncharacterized. Bases 1 to 1224 code for a protein of 407 amino acids. The record is from RefSeq and is a predicted model, not a curated record. The transcript has 2 exons. NCBI's taxonomy places the organism in Eukaryota, Fungi, Basidiomycota, Exobasidiomycetes, Exobasidiales, Brachybasidiaceae.
AUGAUCGCCGCUUCUUUUUUGGCAUCUUUCGGCCCGUUUGCAGGCAUUAUUGACAGUACAUCAAAAGCCGAUCAAGCGACUGCAUGCGAUCCAUUCCUCUUGCCAGGCUUUUUAGCACAACUACCUUCCGGCUUGGCAACAUAUCGGACAUACGAUUCUUCUUGCAACGUACAGGGAUAUUUACCGGCUCUAUUGGCAGCCUUGAAAUCAUCACCUUACCAUACAACCGCCUUACCGCCAUCGCAAUUAGUCACAAAAGAAGCGAUUCAGAAUAAGGUUUCAAACAAGACUGUGGUGAUGAUCGGAGAUGAAACAGAUCAUUUCCUGCUACAACAUUUCUGCACUUUGGUAGGCCAAUCUGUCGUAGCUGUUGAUCGUUAUCAUCCUUGGGGAGAAGCUCUAUUAAAGGUUCCAAAAGAACAUGCAAUAAAGCUCACCGAUCACAGUUCAUACAUUAGCACAGAUCCAGGUCAAAAAGCUUUGGCGCAUUAUUGUCAUGUUCCUGAUUUUGACUUUCUGUUGGUUUCAACAUAUCAUUUGGGAGGCGAUAUUGGAGAUAUAUUCCAAGGACUACCUGCAUGGACUGCACCGGGUUUAUUCGAGCAUCGGAUGGAGGAUCUGUAUAUCCCUUUACUCAAUUCUAUGGCUCAAAGUCAUCCAUCUUCACCCAACUUACCACCGCCAAGAUCUCACCCAUGGCCAGAUACAGUAAUCCUAUCGAGCUCGUUCUGGGACCUUGCAAGAUUCGCAACCGAAGACAGUACAAUGAUGCGAAGUCUGGUGGAAGAUUUGAGCGAACACCGGCUAUUCUCUUGGCGAUCAAGAUAUGUGGACAUGCUUACCGGAAUACAAAGUGCAUGGAAAGAGGCAAAAGUUGGUUGGCGUAGCAUACAUGCACCACCGGAUGCAGAGCAAACUACGUUGGAAUGGUGGACAGGAGCACAAACGGAUGAUACUAAAACGACUACCGAUCAUCCUUUGUUCCAUAUGAACAGAAUCAUGGCAUUAAACUUGGCAAGAAAGUCUGUAUUAUAUCCAACCGGGGAUGAUAUCGUAAAGGGAAGGCGAAAUCGAAGUGCAAGAUUAACAAAAGGAAGUGUAGUGGAUAUGGAUUGGGGAACGUUGAUGAUCGGUCAAGAUCAUCAUCAGGUAGAUCGAUUACACCCUGGUCUAUCACCAGGAGGAAGCCUGUUUGUGGAGAUGUUACUUCAACAAAUGCUUUAG